Messenger RNA from Punica granatum (pomegranate), 1958 nucleotides. The record is from RefSeq and is a predicted model, not a curated record. Lineage: Eukaryota; Viridiplantae; Streptophyta; Magnoliopsida; Myrtales; Lythraceae.
GCGUAGAAACAAAAAUAUGGCUCUCAUGACGACCCCUGCUUCUCUCUCCUCCUUCAGUCCCCUCCUCAACCUCCAUUCCCGCCACCGCCAACAGUCCUCCGUCCGCCGGAGAUUAACCAUCUCUGCCGUCCACGCGGCGGUACCCGCGUCAUGGAGCCUGGAGAGCUGGAGGCACAAGAAAGCCCUGCAGCUGCCCGAGUACCCGGACCCCAUCGAGCUCGUUUCCGUCCUCAAGACCCUCGAGUCCUUCCCUCCGAUUGUCUUCGCUGGCGAAGCCAGGAGCUUGGAGAAGAAGCUGGGGCAGGCGGCCACAGGGAACGCGUUCUUGCUGCAGGGAGGAGACUGUGCGGAGAGCUUCAAGGAGUUCAAUGCCAACAACAUUCGUGACACCUUCCGUGUACUUCUCCAAAUGAGUGUUGUCCUCAUGUUUGGCGGACAAAUGCCUGUUGUCAAGGUGGGAAGAAUGGCGGGGCAGUUUGCGAAGCCAAGAUCAGACCCAUUCGAGGAGAAAGACGGAGCAAAGCUGCCCAGUUACAGAGGGGACAACAUUAAUGCGGAUUCUUUUGAUGAGAAAUCAAGGGUCCCUGAUCCCCAGAGGAUGAUUCGGGCUUACCUCCAAUCAGUAUCUACUCUGAACCUUCUGAGGGCUUUUGCCACGGGAGGUUAUGCCGCCAUGCAGAGGGUCACUCAUUGGAACUUGGACUUCACAGAGCACAGCGAGCAAGGCGAUAAGUACCGGGAACUGGCUCAUCGGGUGGACGAGGCCUUGGGCUUCAUGGCAGCUGCCGGUCUGACCGUUGACCACCCGAUCAUGACGAAAACCGAUUUCUACACCUCCCAUGAGUGCCUUCUCUUGCCCUAUGAACAAGCUCUUACGAGGGAGGAUUCGACCUCAGGGCUCUAUUACGACUGCUCUGCUCACAUGCUCUGGGUUGGGGAGCGUACACGACAGCUCGAUGGGGCUCACGUUGAGUUUCUCCGUGGAGUUGCCAAUCCUCUAGGCAUCAAGGUCAGUGACAAGAUGGACCCAAAUGAGCUAGUGAAGCUCAUUGAGAUUUUAAACCCAAAGAAUAAGCCUGGAAGGAUAACAGUGAUUGUAAGGAUGGGGGCAGACAACCUGAGGGUAAAGCUUCCUCAUCUGAUAAGAGCUGUUCGAGGAGCCGGACAAAUUGUGACUUGGGUCAGCGACCCCAUGCAUGGGAACACCACUAAAGCUCCUUGUGGGCUCAAGACUCGCUCCUUUGAUGCAAUCAGGGCUGAGGUGAGAGCAUUCUUUGACGUGCAUGAUCAAGAGGGAAGCUACCCGGGCGGAGUGCACUUGGAGAUGACUGGGCAAAAUGUGACGGAGUGUGUGGGAGGAUCCCGAACCAUCACAUACAACGACCUAAGCUCACGUUACCACACUCACUGUGAUCCCAGGCUCAACGCUUCCCAGUCCCUCGAGCUCGCCUUCAUCAUCGCGGAGCGACUGCGGAAGAGAAGGCUUGCUUCGCCUUAAAAGGUCAAGCGUGAGUUUCACGCUGGUUUAUAUAUAUAUAUAUACAUAUAUAUAUAUAUGGAAUGAAAAUUCAGGUUUUGGCUUGUGGAUUUUGAUUAGGUUCUCAAGAUCCUGUGCUGUGAAUCGCACUUGAACUCCUUACCACACUGUUUGCACUGCCCCAGUAGUGAUGAGCAGGAAAUCGCACUACGGUCACAACGUGAUUUCCUUUAUAUGUAAAUAUAGAAAAUAAGUAAGAGUUUGUGCAUAGCGGUCUAUUUUUUCGAGUUUCCGGGAGCUUUGAUUGUCUCUUAGGGUGACUUUCGGCUGAGUGAUCAACAAAUUUUGCUGAUCGCCUUAAAAAUUAUCAUGGCUCUUGAAUGACCCGAAACUUGCCAUCAUCGUUAUGUAAUCGUCUCUUAAUGUGAUCAUAGGACGUCCACUUCUAUGCAGUUACAGGAAUUGAACUUUGAUCAUAGUA